Dermacentor albipictus is the source of this 2887-nucleotide messenger RNA. Its product is annotated as neprilysin-1-like. Lineage: Eukaryota; Metazoa; Arthropoda; Arachnida; Ixodida; Ixodidae. The record is from RefSeq and is a predicted model, not a curated record. Gene Ontology annotation, biological process: protein processing. Gene Ontology annotation, molecular function: metalloendopeptidase activity. Gene Ontology annotation, cellular component: plasma membrane.
UCCCACUUAGUGGGUAUGGGCCAUAGUCUGGAGUCGUCAUCAUCAUCAUUAUUGUUAUCAGGUAGAGGGCGCGGCAGGUACGGCCGCAACAGCGCGCAAGCCAAGGGUUCCCUUGCAGGCGCCAGGCCCCAUGUCGGCGCCGGCGUCGUCCGCGGAGUCCUCCCACUGGAGUCAGCCAAGCCAACAAAGCACGUUCUGGAGCCAGCAGGACGCGGAUGCCAACGUAGUUACGCCGACAGCAUCUCGAACAGCCGCAGCACCAACGCCUUGGCCAGCGAAGAGGCGGGGCACUCGCAGCGCGGGCCUGGCGAGCACAGCGGGGAACGGGGCGGCGACAGCAGAAAGCGGCCGGCGGCGCGGCGGUCGUCUUCUACGGGCACACGAUGGCUCCUCAACAAGGAGCCCAAGUUGUGCGUCAACACGGUCUACAUGCUCUUCCUGGCGGCCGGCAUGAUCGUGGCCUGCACGGCCUACAUGACCGGCUACGUGGCGUCGUACCAGCACCGGCUGUUCGCGAGGGACGCCACCAACAAGAAGGUCUGCCGCAAUCAGGUCUGCAAGGAGGUGGCGCGAAGCAUCGCUCGCUCUCUCAACCGAAGCGUGGACCCGUGCAAGAACUUCUACCGGUUCGUCUGCGACGGUUGGAAGCGCAAACACCCCGUGCGCCGCAACGAGGUGCGAAGCAGCCCGUUCUCGCUCGUCGGCAAAGAGUUGGACACCGUUAUCAAGAAAGCGUUGAGCAAGGUCUCCAUCACGGGCAAGAAGCAAGGCGCCCUCGAAAAAGCGGCCGUUAUGUAUCACGAGUGUCUUAAUAACUACGAAAUGACCAACUCUACACGAUCCAUGAAGGUCCUCACGGAGCUGCUUCGCUACUUGCACAUGCCAUGGCCUUCUCUGGACGCGAACCACACUGUGGACCUGUUUGACAUUAUCGUGCAACUUUCGUUGCGCUGGUCCAUCCCGAGCCUUUUCAGCAUCUCGGUUAUCCCAGACCCGGAGGACACCAAGACCAACAUUCUGGUUAUUAACACCAUGGAGAACCUCGAAAUGGGCUUUCACCAGCUGCAGUCAAACAAUCAGACGAAAAAUGACACGCAGGACAUCCUAUUCAUGAAGAUGGUGCAGAAAAUCGCCUCUAUCAUGGGUAACAACGACACGAACUACAAAUCUCUCGCCGAGAACGUCGUUAUGGCGCCUAUUGUCAUCGCCUCGGUAAAACACUUCCACUUCGAGGUGCUAGGAAGGUCUGAUGCAUGGCCGCCGAAGAAGUACCAAAUCAAGCACCUAGAAAACUUAACACCGCAGGUGAACUCUACACGCUGGAUGUCGGUCAUAAACAAAUACCUGCCAGCAAACGUCCAAGUACGAGAAACUGAUGAAAUUAUCGUCAUGAGUCCGGGAUAUCUGUGGCUAGUGACAAGCUUGCUGCAUCAGAAUAAUACCAUUAAGAUGUUCCACGAUUUCAUUGGUUGGUCCAUUGCGUUUCUUCUGGGACCCCUCUCAUCAAGAGAAAUUAGAGAAGCAGUCAGUGCAUAUGGCCAAGAAGUCGGCAUGGACUUCACUGACAUAGACAAGGAAAAGCUCUGCAGGAAGGACGUUGAAGAUUACUUGCCGAUGCCGUACGGUGCCAUUUUUGUUCAGUCUUACACACCAGACUACAUAAAGGACGAUGCUAAGGUCGUCGUCGAUCACAUCAAAUUGGCUUUUGCCUAUGCACUGAGGCUGAACACGUGGAUGGACGACCAGACAAGAACGAGGGCAAUGGCCAAAGUGCAGAGAAUCGUCUCUCAUGUCGCCUACCCUGAUUGGAUAAAGAACAAAACAGAACUAGAUGAAUCCCACGCCGACAUUCCCGAUAUAGAGGGUCCCUACAUAAAGAUCCUCAUGAACCUCAAAGAAGUCUACACAUUUAGAUCACUGUCGCUGCUUCGCCAAACAAACACCAGAGAUGAAGAGUACUGGACUUUCAGUCCGGCUACACUGAAUGCGUUCUACGAGCACUCUACCAACAGUAUCACUAUACCAGCUGCUAUCCUCAACUUCCCCUUCUACUCCUAUGGUCUGCCCCCUGCCAUGAACUAUGGCAGCAUCGGUGCCAUCAUCGGCCAUGAGAUUAGUCACGCUUUCGACACCCUCGGAAGCCACUUUGAUGACAGUGGGAACCUGCGCAACUGGUGGACUAAGGAGACAAAGAGCAACUUCAUCCUCAAGAACUACUGCUUCGUGCUACAGUACAACAGCAUCUACGAGCCGCACAGCAAACGCUACCUCAAUGGCAAGCAGACCCUGUCAGAGAACAUAGCGGACAAUGGUGGCCUCAGGCAGUCAUUCCACGCCUACCGGUUGCACGUCGACGAGCACCCUGGCGGCAAGGAGGAGAACAUACCCCUGGAGGGCCUCGAAGAGUUCACUCCAGACCAGCUCUUCUUCAUCAGCAGCGCAUACAAAUGGUGCGCUGACAUCAACCCCAAGGCCGUCAAGAUGAUAAUGAAUUCAGACUCCCACUCAUUAGAGGAGUACCGCUGCAACGUGGCUGUCGAGAACAUGGUAGAGUUCGCAAAGGCCUUCCAGUGCAGCCCCAACGAGGAAAUGAACCCAGCGAAAAAAUGCGUUGUGUGGUGAAACACAGCUGCAACACAUUUCGUUAGGGAUCUGGGCCGUGUUGCCUGCAUGGCUGCUGCUCUGGCGAUGAAAGUGACACCAUUGUCACAGUGUAUAGUGCUUUGCGUUGCGACACUGCUGGUGACCGCCACUGCUUAUGGCCUCAAGGUCAGAUGUCGACACAAGGCAUCCAGUGUUCCUGCCACUUCAUGCAGUGCACAAAAGAAAGUGCACAAGACUUUCAAAUUUAAAUGCUCUUUAUUAAAGAAAAUUCAAUCUGGAACAA